Melampsora larici-populina 98AG31 is the source of this 549-nucleotide messenger RNA. RefSeq lists its product as uncharacterized. The transcript has 6 exons. Lineage: Eukaryota; Fungi; Basidiomycota; Pucciniomycetes; Pucciniales; Melampsoraceae. The coding region runs from base 1 to 549 and encodes 182 amino acids. The record is from RefSeq and is a predicted model, not a curated record.
AUGACAAUGCCCCUGUUGUUCUCUGAAGGGCUGAUUCUUAUAAAUAGUUCUUCUUGGGAUCGAUUUUUUCCCCUUCAUCUUUCAUCUCUUCCAUCAAGUUUUUUCUGCAAGAAGCUGCAAGAGCUUUCUGGUCAAACUCAUUCUCCACAUACGCCACAAGUUCGACUUUCUCUAUCUCCACCAAACCUUACUCAAAGAUCCACACUUGAAACCAAAGAGGUCAAGAGCCCUGGUUCCUUAUCACCACUGGCCCUCUGGCUUUUCUUUGAGGAGUUUCAUCUUCUCCUUUUCCGUGCCGUUCCAGAAAAGAUGAGGAUUAAACCUUACUAUUGGUUUCAUUUGAAUUUGGCUGCUUCUGAUACAAUAUAUUUUAUUAGAAUUAAAAGAAUUCCCAAGGAACCGAGAAUAGGUUUUGAAUCUUAUCAUUUUUUAGGAAUGGAGGAAUCAAUCAACCGUAUUUCAACAGUAACUUCUGAUCAAGUCACCAUCUUUUUAUUCCAUUUAGGUGCGCGAUUUGGAUGGGUACCAAUCAAGAUUCGUUUAUCAUAG